AUGGCAAUCUGUAGACAAUAUGGAAAUCCAGAUUUGUUUAUCACAAUGACAGCUAAUCCAAAUUGGAAAGAGAUAAAACACCAUCUAGCAGCAUAUGGUGGUGCAUCUCCCAAUGAUAGACCUGAUAUUCAGUGUCGCGUCUUCAAAAUGAAGUUAGACGAGCUGUUGGAAAAUUUAAAGAAAGGAACUUUCUUCAAACCAUACACUGCUGUUAUCCACAGAAUCGAAUUCCAAAAAAGAGGUCUCCCACACGCUCAUAUACUAAUGUGGUUUGGAAAGUCAACUAAAACACCAAAACCUGAAGAUGUUGAUGCAAUAAUUUCGGCUGAACUCCCCUCUAAAGAUAAAGAUCCAGAAGGGUAUGAUCUGGUAGCAAAAUACAUGAUGCAUGGUCUGUGUGGAUUAGACAGACCUCGAUCCCCAUGCAUGGAGAAACAGAUUUGUACCAAAAAGUUUCCACGCCCUUAUACUAAUCAUACAACGAUCGACAAAUCAGGAUACAUAAUUUACCGUCGACGUCAAUUUGAUGAAGAUUAUGUCAUGAAAGAGGGCACGAGGUUGGAUAAUAAAUAUGUUAUCCCGCAUAACAUGGCUAUUCUGAAAAAGUUUAAGGCACACAUUAAUGUUGAGUGGUGCAACAGAACAACUGCAAUAAAGUACCUCUUCAAAUACAUUACUAAAGGAGUUGAUAAGGCCACUGUAGUAAUUGAGAAGGGAAAUGAUUCCGGUUCAAGUGUCGAGGGAAAAAGUACAACCAUGAAACCGAGAAAUGAGAUACAAGAGUACCUAGAUUGCCGGUACUUAUCAGCACACGAAGCUAUGUGGAGAACCUUUGGUUACCACAUACACAAACGAAAGCCUUCCGUCCAAAAAUUAAUCAUCCAUUUGCCUGGCCAACAAAAUGUCACCUACAAAGACACAGACAAUCUAGAUAAUGUUCUGCAGAGACCGGGAAUUGAUCAAACUAUGCUCACAGAGUAUUUUGAACUAAACAAAAGAUCAGAAAAGGCCCAAAAUCGGACAUAUGUUCAAAUACCAGAACAUUUUGUGUGGGAUCAAGCAUUGAAGAUAUGGACCGAGCUGAAAAAAGGAGAAGCCAUUAGCCGAUUAGUUACAAUACAUCCAAACUCAGGUGAUCUAUACUACUUAAGGAUAAUACUUAAUGAGGUUAAAGGAGCACAAAGUUUUGAAGAACUACGAAUAGUUAACAACUGCCUACAUCUUGAUUACAAAGCGGCUUGCUAUGCAAAAGGAUUGCUGGACAAUGACAAAGAAUGGCAUGCUGCAAUGGAAGAAACAAAUACUUGGGCAACACCGUUUCAACUACGACAGAUGUUUGUAACACUGCUCAUAUAUUGCGAGGUUGGUAACCCUAAAGAACUCUGGAAGCGUUGUUGGAAAACAUUAAGCGAGGACAUCACAUAUAGGAAACAAGCUGUUUUCACACAUAACAACCUAAACUUAGGUGAUGUUGAGCUAGAGCAAUACACAUUGAUAGAGGUGGAAAAGAUUUUACAUCAGCACUAA
Eutrema salsugineum is the source of this 1527-nucleotide messenger RNA. RefSeq lists its product as uncharacterized. The coding region runs from base 1 to 1527 and encodes 508 amino acids. The transcript is spliced from 2 exons. Lineage: Eukaryota; Viridiplantae; Streptophyta; Magnoliopsida; Brassicales; Brassicaceae. The record is from RefSeq and is a predicted model, not a curated record.